This is a messenger RNA of Prosopis cineraria, 1358 nucleotides long. Its product is annotated as protein STRICTOSIDINE SYNTHASE-LIKE 2-like. Bases 67 to 1272 code for a protein of 401 amino acids. The transcript has 4 exons. Gene Ontology annotation, molecular function: strictosidine synthase activity. NCBI's taxonomy places the organism in Eukaryota, Viridiplantae, Streptophyta, Magnoliopsida, Fabales, Fabaceae. Gene Ontology annotation, biological process: biosynthetic process. The record is from RefSeq and is a predicted model, not a curated record.
CGGACCAUUUAAGAAAAAUGGACGUCUAAUGAAUUAUUGGGGAAUGCCAUCAAUUUUUGUACUGUCAUGGUUGCAGAAUGCGAUUCACUCGAACAACUCUUCGCUUUUCAAGUAAGAGUAAAUGUUUGGCCAAAAAAAGCGAUGAAGCCACGGCUGUACAUGGCGGCAGCAACUGCCGUUGUUGUUGUGGCCUCUGUUUGGUAUGCUCACAACCACGCCGGGCCAUUCCACGUUGGAGAGGCUUGGCCACACGACGUUGUUCCGGUGAUGGAGGAUAUUGGUGCGGCGGGGCCGGAGAGCUUGGCCUUCAGCCCCGACGGUCAAGGCCCUUACGCCGGCGUCUCGGACUGCCUUAUCAUCAAAUGGGAUCAGAAUGAAAAGCGAUGGGUGAAUUUUACAGUCACUUCUCCACACAGAGAAGGGUGUGGUGGAAUAUCGCACGAGGAACAUCGCAACACAGAGCACAGGUGUGGUCGACCACUAGGGCUGUGCUUCAGCCCAACCGGUGAUCUCUACAUCGCCGAUGCUUACUUUGGCCUUCUUGUUGUCCCCUCCAGUGGAGGCAUUCCCACUUGUAUCACGUCUCAAGUGGAAGGCACUCCCUUGGCCUUCACCAACAAUUUGGAUGUCGAUCAAACCACCGGAGUCGUCUACUUCACCUCCAGCAGCUCCACAUUCCCCAGAAGGGAUUACGUUUCUCUGAUACUUAGCAGAGACAAAUCGGGGAGGGUGAUGAAAUAUGACCCAGCAACCAGGCAUGUCAGCAUUGUUCUGAGGAAUGUGUCAUUUGCAAAUGGGGUAGCUUUGAGCGAAAACGGUGAGUAUAUUCUAGUGGUAGAGACGACCAAGUGCAGAGUACUGAGGUAUUGGCUGGCCACGUCAAAAGCUGGAACCUCCGAAGUGUUUGCUGAGCUCCCAGGUUUCCCGGACAACAUUAAACGCAGUCCGAGAGGGGGAUUCUGGGUGGGAAUCUUCUCGAGACAGGAGAAUCUUGUUCGGUGGAUUCUAUCCUAUCCCUGGAUUGGAAAAGCCCUACUCAAGCUUCCUCUGGAUGUCACGAAAGCGUAUUCGUAUUUGGCUAAGGUGAAAAGCAAAAGUGGAUUCGCUCUUAGGUUGAGUGAAGAAGGUGAAGUGUUGGAAAUGGUUCAAGGGAGGGGAAGAGGGAGAUCAGUGAGUGAAGUGGAAGAGAGAGAUGGGACAUUGUGGGUGGGAUCCGUGGAUGCUCCUUUUGCUAUCAAGUAUCAGAUUCCUGCUGCACGAGGACUGUAUUAGAGACAAGACUUGAUUAAAAAUGAUACCUUACAGUGAACAAUUCUAGUGUUACGAGGUAACGAUAACAAAGUUUAUCUUUUGGGAAA